Physcomitrium patens is the source of this 1771-nucleotide messenger RNA. The record is from RefSeq and is a predicted model, not a curated record. Lineage: Eukaryota; Viridiplantae; Streptophyta; Bryopsida; Funariales; Funariaceae.
AUUCCCUCGGCGAAUCAACAGUCCCCGGUGCCGAAGGAUUUGGCGCGAUUCUAAGGAAUCGUGUCCCUGGAGAAUUGGAACAAAGCUUGAAUCCUCAGGCCUCUGUCUCCGAUCCGCACUGACUAAGACCUCACGAAGCCUUCAUGAAGAGCCAUUCUGUGCAGGGGUUAUCUUGCGGAGAUCGUUGUCGCGGAUGAGUAUUUUGCUGGACGGAGAGGCCUCAUAGUCCAGAGAAUUCGAUUUCUGUCGAAGGUCGUGUAAUUUGCAUCUGAGCUCGGGUGACUGUCCACCAUGGUGACGGGGGAGUUGGAGACGUACGCAGCUGAGCAUGGCGUUAAAUUCUUUCUUGUGAGUUAUGUGGAUCUAUUGGGAGUCGUGCGGUCGAAGCUAGUUCCAAGUGCACACAUUGGGACUAUGCAAAGAGUUGGAGCAGGAUUUGCUGGCUUUGCUGCUCACUUCAACAUGACAGCUGCUGAUCCUGAUAUGAUGGCAAAACCAGAUCCUAGUAGCGUUAUCAAGCUUCCAUGGAAUGACAAAGUAGCUUGGGUCGCAAGUGAUCUUUACAUGAAUGAUACUCCUGUGCAGCAAUCACCUCGCGAGGUCUUGAAAAACCAGAUCGCUAGAGCUGCUGAGAUGGGACCCGGAUACCACAUGAAGACUGGUGUUGAGUGUGAGUUUUUCCUUCUAAAGAAAAGUUCGGAGAUUGAGAUUGCCGACAGCAAAGACGAUGCUGACAAGCCAUGCUAUGAGCAGGGUGCACUUAUGCGACACUAUACGGUGAUAAGUGAGUUGCUUGAGUACAUGGAGACCCUCGGUUGGGAACCAUACCAAGCUGAUCAUGAGGACGCGAAUGGACAAUUUGAGCUGAACUGGGCGUAUGAUGACUGCCUGAAAACAGCGGAUAGACACACUUUUUUCAAGUUCAUGACGAAAACUGUGGCCGAGAAGCAUGGGUUUCGAGCGACGUUCAUGCCCAAGCCUUUUGUAGACAAAACUGGAAACGGCGCGCACUGUCAUGUAUCUGUAUGGAAAGACGUCAACAGCCCCUGUAGCACCAACCUCUUCGAUGCUCCAUUAUCUCCGAGUACCACCACGGACAACAACAAUGAUCACUCAAAUCAAGCAUUGGGAUUGUCGGUCUUGGGGGACCAGUUCAUGGCCGGCAUUUUACAUAAUGCGCAGAGGGCAUUACGUCCGCAGGCAUUAGUGGCACUGCUGAACCCAACCGUGAACAGCUACAAGCGAAUCGAUGGGCGACCCACUACGUCAGGAACACCGUGGGCUCCUUUCACUGUUUCCUACACUGGCAACAACCGCACUCAUCUAUUGAGGAUUCCAGACGGGGGGAGGUUUGAGUUGAGGCUUGCAGACGGAGCUGUUAAUCCGUACCUCUUGCAAGCUGCGAUACUUGCGAGUGGUCUCCAUGGCAUUCGGGAGAAUCUGCCAAUACCACCGCGGUGUGAUUGGAAUGGCUUUUUUCCUCCUCCUAAUAUUCCUGCGCUCCCCACUCUGCCAUCAACGCUGCUGGAAGCCCUUCAGAAUCUUGAUAAUUCUGCAGUCUUUAGAGGGGCUCUGGGCAACGACUUCAUCGACAGCUACCUUUUCGUUCAAAGGCAACAAUGGCGGUCAUAUACAAGUCAUUUAUCCAAGUGGGAGCUUGACAACACGUUGGAUUGUUAGGGUUUUAGAUGCAAUGGAUUUUACAGUUCUCCUGCCUUGUUCUUGUAAACUACGACUUAAUAAAGUUUCUAUUUUUGUACUUUUCUAUAAA